Canariomyces notabilis is the source of this 627-nucleotide messenger RNA. RefSeq names its product lytic polysaccharide monooxygenase. The record is from RefSeq and is a predicted model, not a curated record. The transcript is spliced from 5 exons. The coding region runs from base 1 to 627 and encodes 208 amino acids. NCBI's taxonomy places the organism in Eukaryota, Fungi, Ascomycota, Sordariomycetes, Sordariales, Chaetomiaceae.
AUGAAGGUGCUAAGUGCUGUUGCAGCCCUGUCUCUGGCCGUGGCCGAUGUGUCAGGACACUACAUCUUCCAGCAGCUUGGUGUCGGGUCCCAGAAAUUCGGCGUGUACGAGCACAUUCGGAAAAACACCAACUACAACUCCCCGGUGACCAGUUUGUCCUCCAACGACUUGCGAUGCAACGUGGGCGGGAACUCGGGUGCCAGCACCACCACUGCAAACGUAAAGGCCGGGGACUCGGUCACGUUCUACUCUGAUACUGCCGUCUACCACCAGGGGCCCAUCUCUCUCUACAUGUCGAGAGCGCCCGGCUCGGUCAGCGACUACGAUGGCUCUGGAGAGUGGUUCAAGAUCUACGAUUGGGGCCCGACUUUCAACGGCGGCCAGGCCUCCUGGCCGAUGCGGAACUCCUACCAGAUCCAAUCGCUCGCAAUUCAUAACCCCGGCGGCGUUCCGCAGUUUUACGUCAGUUGCGCCCAGAUCAAUGUGACGGGCGGCGGCAAUGCAAGCCCAAAUCCAACUGCGAGAAUCCCUGGCGCCUUCAAGGCCACUGACCCCGGUUACACUGCCAACAUCUACAACAACUUCAAGUCGUACACAGUCCCGGGACCGGCGGCGUUCAAGUGUUAA